Molecule: messenger RNA, 4028 nt
Organism: Mytilus trossulus (common blue mussel)
Lineage: Eukaryota; Metazoa; Mollusca; Bivalvia; Mytilida; Mytilidae
Exons: 21
Coding region: 93-3353 (1086 amino acids)
Biological process (GO): protein ubiquitination
Molecular function (GO): ubiquitin-protein transferase activity; metal ion binding
Source: RefSeq, a predicted model, not a curated record
UUUAUCUGUGAAAGAUGUACAAUUAAGAAAUCUUGAUGUUCGUUAUUGUUUUAUACCUUCAAAUAUUUUUUUUUCAAUAGACAGCAAAGAAUAUGGAAAACCAAAUGAAGGAAGAGGUCAUUGCUAUGAAACACACCAUAUAUGCAUUACAAAACUCUCAAGCAGAAAUAUUGGACAAAAUAUCAUUAAAUAGCACGAGUAGAACUUCAAUGCUGGCUGUUGCCUCAAACAAAUUUACACAAUUGGAACAACGUGUUAGUCGAGUAGAGUCGGAUUCCAUUGACUAUGCGAACAAUCUUGAUAAUGUUACAAAGCAAAUGUACAAUUUGUUGAAGAAGGCUAAUAGAUUAAACACACUCGUAGCAAAUCUACAAAAAACGACGGCCUUUGAUAAUAAUAGUGAUGAAGAUGGUUCUUCUGAUCUUUUGAGUGAAGAUGGAUCUGUGUGUUUCUCAAAUGUACUACACAGAAAUGUACCCGGACAGAUAAACAAUACACCACCUAUGGAAAAUUGUGAAGAAAUCGAAGAAGAUUAUUCCGAAUAUACACAAGACAAUGAUAGUUAUAGCGAUGAUGACAAUAUCAAUAACUGUACCAACAAUAUGAAUGGUAGAUCAGUACAACUACUGACACACAAUGUAAUUAAUGAUAAAUCCAAUACCACCAACAACGAACAACUUGGAGCACAAAGCGAUUCGAUAAACAUAAAAGAAUCCAAUACCAUUCAUAACGAACCACUUGGAGCACAAAGCGAUUCGGUAAACAUUAAUGAUUACAAUAUCAUCAACAACGAACCACUUGGAGCACAAAGCGAUUCGAAAACCAUUUAUGAAUCCAAUACCAUUCAUAACGAACCACUUGGAACACAAAGCGAUUCGAUAAACAUGAAAGAAUCCAAUAACAUCAAUAACGAACCACGUGAAGCACAAAGCGAUUCGAAAACCAUUAAUGAAUCCAAUAACAUUCAUAACGAACCACUUGGAAAACAAAGCGAUUCGAGGAACAUUAAAGAAUCCAAUAACAUCAAUAACGAACCACUUGAAGCACAAAGCGAUUCGAAAACCAUUAAUGAAUCCAAUAACAUUCAUAACGAACCACUUGGAGCACAAAGCGAUUCGAUAAACAUUAAAGAAUCCAAUAACAUUAAUAACCAACCACUUGGAGCACAAAGCGAUACGGAAAUCAAUAAUGCAUUGAAAGGGGGUCGUUAUAAUGUUGAAAGUCAAUAUUCUACACUUUUAAACAGCAAUGAUGAAGAUAAUAGUGUAAAUGGCAAUGUUGUAGAUGAGAAUGAAACCAGACAAGACAACCUAUUGCGUACAUUGAGCAAGGAAGUUAGUAAAAAAGAUUUGCCUGAGAUUGAAAAUUGCAACAUUUCAAAAUCAAAAGGCAGGAUUAAUAAAAAUGAAUUAGGCUAUAAAAGUAGGAGCAAGCGAAUACAAAACGACAACCGCGUUGGCUUUUAUAACAAUCACGAAAGUUAUAAAGGGUAUACAGAUAAAAGCAAUAUAGAUUUUCAAAUAGAAAAAAAUAGUGUACCCAAUAUAAAACCGUCAGCACACAAUAGAGUAGACGAAAGAACUAUGAUGACGUCAGCAACAUCGUACAAUUUGACCAGGCGAGCAAGAAGAAGAGAAAGAGAUGAAGACAUUUUUAGUGAACGACUGUUUAGUGAAAGUUAUAGUGAUCAACCCCAAACUCUAAGAGAAUGGUAUCAUUAUUUCAGACAAGUGAAAGCUUAUGCUUCAGCUAGAGUAAGAUCCGGAGUAGUCAAACAAGCAAAAGGGACUGAUGUUAUUUUGGUGAUAGAUACAUCUGAACGGAUGUCGGAGUGUUUCCAACGGUUGAAAUCAGUUGCUUUACAGUAUGUUUACGGAAUUGAACAGCAUGCAAAACAACACAAACAAUGUUGCGGGAUGGGAACUGGAAUUGGUUUAGCAGUAUUUGGCCGGGAAACACGUCUUAUACAAGAAGCAACUAGUGAUUAUGGAUUACUUGUGGAAUUAAUUGGAAAGCUUAGGUCAGGUGGAGAUGCACCUCUCGUGGCAGGACUUCUGAUGGGUUACGCUGGUGUUUCGUCAUGCUUAGGACAUAUUAUCAUAGAUGUUGUAAUGACUGCAAGCAUGAUUGUUUUCACUAAUGGAUCGUCAGAACAGUCUAAACGUUUAUUACAAGAUGUACAAAUUCCUAAUUUGGAUUUGAGUAAUCUUCCGGUACCAUCUGAUAUUACCGGGGUCAUCGACGAAAUAGCUGCAAGGAGUACAAAGAUAUAUUAUGUCCCUAUUGGCAGACAUCAGGGCAACAAUAUUUUAGAACAUGCUGUAAGACAAACUAAUGGAAACAUCAUUCAAGUUAAUGAAAUGCACCGCUUGAUUAAUAUGCCACAGGUUAUUAAAAUUGCAUUACGCAUACUAGCUGAUAAACGCUUUUCCGAAAACCAAAGCACAGAUGUCAUCAGGAUGAAAAUAUCCGAAUAUAUGGAUGAUAUUUAUGACGACUGUCUAGAAAUGGUAAAAGAAUUCAGCAACCCUUUAAAAAUGUAUAAAAAGCGAGGUUAUUUUGUGGAGUUGACGUUUAACACACUCACACUUGGAGAUAGAGUAAGGAGAGGACCGUACUGUGGAUGCGGAAAUGAAGAAGAUUUCGGUUUUGCAGGCACAGUAUUUGGACAAGAUCUAGACGGUAUAAUGGUAGAAUGGGAUCAUGGAUUAAAAGCUUCUUAUGACUAUGUUGACGGACGGGAGUUACAGCAUAUCGUAAAAGUCAAUGAAGUUAGAACUCUGAUCGAUGAACCGAUAGCAGUUGGAUGCAGGGUUGUCAGAGGCAAGGAUUGGAAGUAUGAAGAUACUGAUGGAGGCCGAGGAACGUUUGGAACAGUAUUGAGUAUACUAGAAGAAGGGAAAUCAGUGGUAAGAUGGGACAACAAAAAUGUAGACAUAUACAAAAUGGGAUAUGAGGGACUUUUUGAGAUAAAGUUAAGUAAUAGCAAUUCCUUACAGAACGAGGAAACGCAAAAGUAUAACAAGACCCAACAACGGUUGAAGACAAGAGAAACUUGGAAACACCACAAUGAUUCAAAUACAAUCAAAUCAAAUGAAUGUGAUACAGAUGAUUACCUUAUACCUAUAUAUUCAGAUGUAGCAGUCAGCGCUAUUUGGGAAUACAAGAGAGUUUCACAAUGGACAAAAUAUCCUUCCACAACAAAUGUUAAGAUUGAAAAAGCAUACCAAAGGAAAAAAUCAGGAAAUAUCAUUAUCGAAAUGGAUCGUACAACAUAUAUAAUUCAUUUUUCGAAAAUGGUACAAGAAAAUGUUAAAAAUAAAACAGAACUGGCUGUAAGAAGGAAAGAUUGAUACUUGGUACUACGCCGAAAAUGAACUUUACUUUAAAAAAAAAGAUUAUGCUCCAAGUGCACAUCCUAGUACAGCAGCUAAAAAAUCCUUCAAAUUUAUAAUGUUAUUUAGACUUAAACAAAUUAUUUAAUUGUAAUGCAUUAGUUCAAAAGGAAUAACAAGCAAAGUGUUAUUCUUGCUAUUUUCAUUUUGGUCCUGAUUGUUAAUAUUCUUCCUUGUAGCUUUUGUCAUCACACAAGUGCUUUACGAGAAUAAUCUUAGUUUACCUUAAGUGUCUUGUUUAAUUUAAUUUUCAUAUAAGACCUGUCAAUUAUUUUGCGGACGACUUAUACAAAACAGUUUUUCCAUCCAAAAAUAUAAUAUGGAAGGUGAUUCGUACAAAGGAUGUUUCGGUCAGAAACAAAACAAAUUACAUUUUCUCAACAGGUUCAUGCUGUUAAUCUUUUGAUUUGAAACACAUGUGUACUAAACAUAUGGAAUUAUCUGGACUCGAUUGCAAUUACAUGUAAAAUUUAAAAAGAUGCAAUGUGAAAAGCUAGGGACAAGAUGUGAACAAAGCAUUUCAACCAAUGUUGGUUUCCAAUCAUGAAAACACUUUACCGGAUAGAUAUUGGUUAACAAUUUCCAAAUAUCUUAUCGACUUACAAUAAUUUCACAAUAUAGAAUACACUACUU